AUGCAUUUACAAUACAGAGGUAACAAUGGUGACUUGGAGAAGCUGUCCUUGAUAGCAUGGGGCAUGUGGUACAGAAGGAAUCAGAUGUUACAUGAAGAUGUGGUACUUACUGCUAUGCAGGCAGUAGAGAAUGCAUUGAUAACCUAUAAAUCUCACCUGCAAGUUCAUGAACCUCAUGGAGAAAGGAAAGUUUGUAGAUGGAUGCCUCCUGAUCAAGGAACACUAAAGUUAAAUGUGGAUGGGACAGUGUUUGCAAACCAAAGAAGUGCAGGGAUGGGAGUUGUUCUAAUGGAUGAAAAGGGCGGUGUUAUCCUCUCACCUUGUAAGAAGGAAAAUGAGAUUAAUGAUCCUAUCGAAAUUGAGAUGCUAGCAAUUUUGAGAGGUCUUCAUAUAUGCAUUCCUCUUGGUAUAACACAAUUUGUUAUUGAGAGCGACUCUUUGCUUAUGGUGAAUGAAGUACAGAAUGAAGGAGCAUCAAGAUCACUUCAUGGAAAUCUUGUGCUGCAGAUUAAGCAGCUUAUGCAGAGAUUUCCAAACUGUUUUUACAACACAUUGGCCGUUUAG
Messenger RNA from Juglans regia (Persian walnut), 564 nucleotides. RefSeq lists its product as uncharacterized. Lineage: Eukaryota; Viridiplantae; Streptophyta; Magnoliopsida; Fagales; Juglandaceae. Gene Ontology annotation, molecular function: nucleic acid binding; RNA-DNA hybrid ribonuclease activity. The record is from RefSeq and is a predicted model, not a curated record. The coding region runs from base 1 to 564 and encodes 187 amino acids. The transcript has a single exon.